Messenger RNA from Ictidomys tridecemlineatus (thirteen-lined ground squirrel), 4014 nucleotides. It is a transcript of the gene Znf75d, whose product is annotated as zinc finger protein 75D. Gene Ontology annotation, cellular component: transcription regulator complex; PcG protein complex; chromatin. Gene Ontology annotation, molecular function: DNA-binding transcription factor activity, RNA polymerase II-specific; RNA polymerase II cis-regulatory region sequence-specific DNA binding. Gene Ontology annotation, biological process: regulation of transcription by RNA polymerase II. The record is from RefSeq and is a predicted model, not a curated record. Lineage: Eukaryota; Metazoa; Chordata; Mammalia; Rodentia; Sciuridae.
ACGCGUUUUCUUUACCUGGCCUCCCCGAGUGGCGCGCGAGUGGAGUUCCGCUCUACAGAGCGGCGGGGAGGCGUGGAGACUUUAUAGUGGAACUGAGGAAAAGGAAAGUGGCCGCCACCGAAGCCCAGAGGUGACUGGAGUAUUAAUACAGUGGAAUGAGAAUAGCAAAUGGUCCAUGAAGUAAAGGCUUCAGUCUUCACAAAAAGAUGAAGCAGCAUAGAAGUUAUUUUUGUACUGACUAGAGCCGAAAGACUGGGAUGAUCUGUUAAAAUUUGGAAAAGCUCAAAUAUGCUCUAAUUGAGAAGGUGUAACAGGAAGCACACAGAUUAAGUAUUGGAUAAUUUCAAAGCUGCUUUGGGCCCAAGGGUGCCUGUUUUCUUACCCACCAACCUUUCUCAAAUGGAAAGAAAAAAAUAAAAAGAACAACCAAAAAGCAGGAAUGGGGGAGGAAGACAUUGUUGGACAUUUUUCUUCUGUGAACUGUGCUUAGUUUCAAAGUUGAGUAACAAAGAAGAAAAACAUACUUCUUAAAGUAACCUGUGAUCAUGAAUGUUCUAAUACUUGGCAGUUGAUUUUAAAGGAGGAGGUGCUCUUAGGAAGAAGAUCUGUACAUUGGUUUUGUACCAAGCCUGAUGGGGCCUCAGUUGUCAGAAAUGGCACCAGGGAACUGUCAGUUCCACACACAGGAAUAAAACUGUUUCUAGAGCAAAUGAUGAUGAGUGAGCUGAAUGUAGAUGCGUGCUUGAACCCCCACAUGGGGGCUAUGUUCUGGGAGACUGAAGAAGCUGUGCAAGAAGGCUCCAGUCAGAGGGAGAAAUACAGCCCACAAAUAGAAAGCCUUCAUCCUGAGAGUGCCCGCCAGCGCUUCAGGAGCUUUUGUUAUCUUGAAGCACCUGGGCCACUAGAAGCUGUUAACCAACUUCAGAAAUUAUGCAAUCAGUGGCUGAGGCCAGAGACCCACUCAAAAGAGCAGAUCCUGGAACUGCUGGUGCUAGAACAGUUCCUGACCGUUCUUCCCAGGGACAUCCAGAACUGGGUACAGAAGCAUCAUCCACAGAAUGUUAGACAGGCUGUGGUCCUGGUAGAACGCUUGCAGAGAGAACCUGGUGGAACAAAGAAUGAGGUCACAGCCCAUGAGCUGGGAAAGGAGACAGUGCUCUUGGGAGGAACAGCAGUGGCCCCAGGCUUCAGGUGGAAGCCAGCAGAGCCCCAAGCAAUGGGUGUGUUCCAGAAAGAAUGUUGCAAUAUAUACCAGGUACUUCAAGAACUGCUGGGCUGGCAUACUCACAAAGAAACCCAGCCUGUAUAUAAAAGAGCUGUGCAUACUCCACAGAUUUUAGCCCUUUCUGAGCAGAAAAGCAUCAAAGACUGGAAGAUGGCAUCAGAGCUCAUCUGGCCUGAGUCCCAGAGUUUGUUGACAUUUGAAGAUGUGGCUGUGUAUUUUUCUGAGGAAGAAUGGCAAUUUUUGGACCCUUCUCAGAAGACCCUCUACAAUGAUGUCAUGCAGGAUAACUAUGAGACUGUCAUCUCUCUAGGGUUAAAGCUCAAAAAUGGCACUGGAAAUGAUCAGCUUAAAUCUGUUUCUCCAUCAGAAAUACAAGCACCAGGAUGCAAAGUAUCAAAGAAGACCAGAGUGAAAGUUGUCCAGAAAACAAUGGGCAAGGAAAAUCAUGAUGAUAUAUACAGGGUACAGAAACAGGGUCGAGCUUUACCAAGGAAGAAAAGAAAGAAACUUUCAACUUGCAAACAAGAGCUUCCAAAACAUAUGGAUCUUCACAGGAAAGGAUACACAGGAGAGAAACCUUUUAAAUGUCAGGAAUGUGGGAAAAGCUUCAGAGUUAGCUCUGAUCUUAUUAAGCACCAGAGAAUUCACACUGAAGAGAAGCCCUAUAAAUGUCAACAAUGUGAUAGGAGGUUUAGAUGGAGUUCAGAUCUCAAUAAGCACUUCAUGGCACAUCAAGGAAUAAAACCAUAUAGAUGUUCAUGGUGUGGGAAAAGCUUCAGUCACAACACAAAUCUACACACACACCAACGAAUUCACACAGGAGAGAAGCCUUUUAAAUGUCAAGAAUGUGGAAAAAGAUUUAUUCAGAACUCUCACCUUAUUAAACACCAGAGAACUCACACAGGUGAGCAGCCUUAUACUUGUAGCAUGUGCAGGAGAAACUUUAGCAGACGUUCCAGCCUUCUUAGACACCAAAAACUCCAUAGGAGUAGGGAAGCAUGUUCAGUAUCUCCAGUCUGAAAAAAAGUGACUAUAUGGAAUAACAGAAAUGAUAAAGGAAUACAAAAUUAUGAGACAUCCAAUGAUAGGAAACCGAUUAUCAACAGAAAGUUUGGGAGAGGUUUAUGUUCUGCAUCACAGAAAGGAAUCUAAGCUAUCUCUAUUAUUCAGCAUUGUAUCUUCAGUGCCUAGCACAAGACUGGUACCUAAUGAGUACAUUAUAAAUAAAAGAUUGAAAAUAUAGGUAUCAGAUACAUCAAUAGCUAUUCAUUUAUCUAAUUAUUCAGAGCUUAUUCACUCUCAAUGACAAAGUCUUUAGGUAUCAGGUGUUAAGCAAAUGCAUGCUAGUCACAAGUCCUACUGUCAUUCUUCAUUCUUUCUCAGGAGAAAUGGAAAAUAAGAGUAUUCUAGGCCUCCUGAAGGUAACUCAGAGAGGAAUUCUGAACUAUGGACAGUUUAUAGUUGUGAUUCUGUCUCCAUGAACAACCAAGCCUAGGGUUCAGGAGAACUUCAAUAGUUUUUUUAUUUUAAGGAGAACUUUGUAACAGCAAGAGAGGAUUCAGUGCUUGUCCUGGGUAAAGUGCUUCUGUUCUAGUUGUCUUUUUCCAGAGUUUCCACCACUGCAAUGUCUUUUGUUAUUGAAUUCCAAGCAACAAGGAAAGGCCUGAAGGCCAAAACAGACCUAGGGUCCUUGCAAGCACUUGAACUCUACCUUUGCCUUUCAACACAGUCAUAUAGUCUGAAGUGAUGAUAGAGGCAGUCUGGGCCCUCAUCCAAAUAUCUAUCUAUUUGUAUAAAGAAUAGAGCAGUGGUUAAUUGAUUUUUUGCUUUUGAUCAUGUACUCUGGAGGUUUUCAAGUCAGUGCCAUAUUGUUCUAGGCCUAUUGAAGUUUCAUUUUUAUAGCUUACGCAGCCUUAACUCUAUACACUUGAAUGCUCUACAGGAAGGUCUGAGCAUUAUUUUACUGAUAAUGGCAAGGAGAGUCUGUAGCCUCUCUACCUUGGUGCACAUCUGACACCAGGAGGGAACAUCCAGAAAUAUCCAAGAAAAGUAAGGUGUGUGGCUUAGAGUUAUGGUACCAGUCAGAGCCAAGCUAGAUGCAAACUGUUUUCUGAUGUAGUUUUUCUUUUUUCUCCACUGGUUUAAGUGAUUAUCUCAUAACAUAAUAUAAUGUGAAGGCUGAGGAUAUAGAUGAGUAGUACAGAGUUGCCUAGUAUGCACAAGGCCCUGGAUUUAAUAUCCAGUACUUCACCCCACAAAAUAACAAAAAAGAAAAUGUAAUAUCAAAGGAAAUGGAAUUCAUGGAUUUUUAUCUGUGUCAGAGCCUGGAUUGUGAUGUUGGCCAAGGCUUCAGUUUAUUUAUUUAGUAUUUCUCCCCUUCCCCAGUACUGGGGAUUGGACACAGGAACAGUAUACCACUGGGGUACAUCCACAGUACUUUCUGUUUUCUUCUUAAGACAUCAUCCCACUAAGUUACCCACACUGGCCUCAAACUUGGCACUCUACCAUUGAGCUACAUCCCCAGCUCUCCACUCUCUGUGUGAAUUCAUGUCUGCAUCCUGGAUAGCUGUUAUCACAUCACCAUUCAAAGGACUGGGUCACACUAAGUUGCCCAGGCUGGCCUCCUGCCUUAGCAGCCUGUGUUUUGUUUGCCACCAUGCCCAACCUUUAUUUACAAUUUCAUGCAAUUUUACUUUCUAAUAAAUUUCAUGCAAUUUUACUUUCUAAUAAAAAUGAAAUGUUUCAUAUGAAAUUUAAGCAUUAAACAAAGCUCCUUUUAUAUCAAACUA